This is a messenger RNA of Lolium perenne, 591 nucleotides long. Its product is annotated as pectinesterase inhibitor 8-like. Lineage: Eukaryota; Viridiplantae; Streptophyta; Magnoliopsida; Poales; Poaceae. The record is from RefSeq and is a predicted model, not a curated record. Gene Ontology annotation, molecular function: enzyme inhibitor activity.
AUGAGGACCUCUGCUAUCCUCGUGGCCGCUAUCGCCGCCGCCGCGGCGUUCGCCGGCAUGUGCCAUCCCGCGCAAUCCUUGACGUUCAUUCCGCCACCGAAGACGACGGUCAGCGGCACGUGCCAGGCGGCUCACGAAGCCGACAGCCGAGUGAACGCGACCUUCUGCACCACCCGCCUGCGCAAGGAGCCCAGAGCGAUCGACGCCGACACGGCAGGCCUCGCCGAGGCCGCCACGGCCGUGGGCUUCCGCAACGCCGAAGCCGCACGGUCCAAGGUCGGGACGGCGCUCAGGCGGCGCGACGAAGGGGACGAGCAGGUGCUGGACCCGAUAUACGGGAGCAGGCUGGAGCGGUGCGACGUGCUUUACGGCGUCAUCUGCGAGAAGUACGCGGUGGCGCGGGAGGCGAUCACUGAGCAAAGGUACGGCGACGUCGAGAGGGAGCUGUCGAGUGUCCCAUUGCUAGGGCACAUGUGCGACUCCGGGAUCGCCCGUGCACGCCGCGCCGGCCCGUCGCCGUUCCUGCAAUACAGUGAGGAUAACACGCAGAUCACGCUCCUCACCCUCGCCAUCACCAGCCUGAUCAAGUGA